AUGGAUACACCGAACAUGGCUAUUCAACAACAGCACACCAAUUUAACUUACUACGAAGAACUGCAACAAUCAUUGGGUCCAAGAGCAAAAUUGUUCUUGCCAACGACAGACGGCUAUUCACAAGCAAAAAGAAUAUGGAAUGGCAUGUUUGACAAUCAUAGUCCAGCACUGAUAGUGCAAGUAACCGGUGUUGCUGAUGUUCAAGCUGUUCUUAAAUUUGCACAUCAACGAGGAUUAACUGUAACUGCUAGAGCCGGCGGUCACUCAUUUUCAGGCCUUUCCACUAUUCAUGACGGUAUCGUUAUCGAUUUCAUUCAAAUGAAAAGUAAACUAAAUUUAACGAAAAGAGAAGAACCACACCAUAUUGCUGUUGAUUUUUUAGCUGUUAUUGUAAAUCCAGAGAAAAAGGAAGUCCUUGUUGAACCCGGCGUUGUACUUGCAGAGCUAGAUCAUGAAAUCCAAGCGUUUGGUUUGGCAACUCCAACAGGUGUUGUUAGUUUUACUGGUGUGUUUGGUUUAGUGUUGGGAGGAGGUAUUGGUUGGCUUUCAAGAAAACAAAUUUUAUUUGGUGUAAACAACUACAUGAAGACAGCACCAAGAGAAUUCGCUUGUGAACUAUUCAGUGGAAUGCGCAUCGACGGGGAUCGAGAAAUGUAUCUUAAAGUAUCAUAUGCGUUUUAUUUGCCAGAAGGUGAAGCUGAAAAAGUGGCUGAACCACUAACAAAACUUGGAUCACCAGUUCAAGAAUCUUGGGUGUGGAUAACUCAUGUACAGAAUCAAAAAUUAUUUGAUGUUAAUUUUGGGGAGCAUCGAAAAUAUUAUGCUAAGUCAGGUUCAAUUGACUUCGAUGAUAUGACGAUUGAAUUUGUGGAUUCUAUUGUUGAAUCAGUAAACAAUUUAACUCCACCUUAUUCAAUAGUCGAAUUAGUUACUAUUGGCGGUAAAAUGAAAGAAACAUCAGCUGAUGAAACUUCUUACUUUCAUUUGAGAAAACAAGAUUGGCUGGUUAAUAUAAUUACAUCGUGGUGUGAAGGCAAUGGUGAUGAGCAUAUAAAUUGGUGUAGAGAAACAUACAAAAAACUGACUGCAAAAUCACGAGCAGCUUAUAUAAAUUUAAUGAUGAUGGAUCCGCCCACUGACACUACGUAUAAGGAACAAUUGAAUAAUGCAUUUGGAUCAAAUCUAAAUAGGUUAAGAAAUAUUAAAAAGAAAUAUGAUCCUUUUAAUUUUUUCCGUCAUAAUCUAAAUCUGUUAGCAGCUGAUGAUAAUAAUGAUAAUUAA
This is a messenger RNA of Rotaria sp. Silwood1, 1281 nucleotides long. Lineage: Eukaryota; Metazoa; Rotifera; Eurotatoria; Philodinida; Philodinidae. The record is from the annotation of a GenBank genome assembly.